UAAAGUACGUAAGCGUGGUACCUUGCCUUCAUCAAACCGGGAGCAGUCUGUCACUGGGCGGAGAGAGGAUAACUGGACAAAAUGGCCAAACGGAGGAUCACACAGGAGACCUUUGAUGCCGCGGUCAGAGAAAACAUGGAGGAGUUUGAGAUGGAGCCUGACGAGGCUUUAAAGGACGCCUUGGAGCAGUUUGAGUCCCAAGGUGUGGACCUCAGCUGUAUUGUAAAAGCUGUUCCAGCUGUGGCGUCUGCUGACACUCAAGAGGAGCAAACACACCAAGUCUUGCUGGCUUUGGAUGCCCUCCGACUGGGGAAGGACUCUGCAGGUGAAGCUGAAUUGUCGGCGCACAUGAAGUGCUUCACUGAACAGUGCGCCCUGGGAUUUGCUCAGAGGUACCUGGCAGCCCAAAAAGACGCCUACCCGCUCAUCCUGUCAUUCUGCAGAAAAAGUGCAGAGCAGAAAGAAGCCCUGCUGGUGGCGCUGUCCGCUCUGGCCUCGCUGACCGACGGGCAGCCCGACUUACUGGACGCGGCGGGCCAGCAGUUUGUUCUGGACGUCCUGAAGAAGUACCAGGACGAUUGGUCCGUGACAUGCGUGGCCAUCCGCAUUGUGCGUAACUGCUGCUUGAAGCAUGAGCAGAACAGGCAGGACCUGGUGAAAGGCGGCGUCCUGCCUCUGCUGACCGCCGCCGUCACGCAGCACAGUGGCUGUGCAGAGCUGAUCAAAGAGGUCUCUGGAGCUCUCAGGGUCAUGACCUUUGAUGACGACGUUCGAGUUAUGUUCGGGCACGCUCACGAACACGCUAAGAUGAUUGUUCUGGAGCACAACGGACUGAAGAUUUUAAUUGAGGCAGCAAAAGCUCACAAUGACAACACUUCAGUCCUGAGUGAAAUCUGUGCCACGUUGUCCCGUCUGGCUGUGAGGAACGAGUUUUGUCAGGACAUCUGCGACCUCGGAGGACUCAAGCUCAUGAUGACGCUGCUCGCAAACAGCUAUGAGUCAGCGGAGUUGGUGCGACAGGUUCUCAGCGCCAUACGAGCCGUAGCAGGAAACGACGACGUCAAGGACGCGGUCGUUAAUGCAGGUGGAGUCCAGCUGGUCGUCAUCGCCAUGAACAGACACAUCAGCAACUCUGCUGUGUGUGAGCAGGGCUGCGCCUGCCUCUCGGUUCUCGCGUUACGGAAGCCCAACAACUGUAAAGUCAUCAUGGAGAACGGAGGCGCCUCAGCUGCUGUGCAGGCUAUGAAGACUCACACCAAUGCUGUCAAUGUACAGAAACAAGCAUGCAUGCUGUUGAGAAACCUGGUUUCACGGAUGAGUAACUACUGCCAGCCGAUCCUGGAGAUGGGAGCGGAGGCUCUGAUCGCCCAGGCGCUGCAGAACCAUCAGGACUGCGCUGACGUUGGGAAGGCGACCCUCAGAGACUUGGGAUGUCAGGUGGAUCUCCGGGAGCUGUGGACCGGGAAACACGGCAGCCUUUCCAACUGAAACCGGAACGGAGCAGAUAUUGAGUUCUGCUUAAAAGUGCUGCGAUGAUGAUAUAAAACAGAUACGGACAAAUAUUUAAACGGAUGCACCUGCGUGACCAAGGUGUUGUCACACACUCUGCCUUUUAAAGGUUUCACAGACUUUUCUUUUGACUACAAGUGUGUUCAAAAAGGACUUCCUCAAUCAUCACAUUCAACCUCAUGAAAUUUUAAACUUGGAAUUGUGUAUAAUGUGGCAUUGCUUCAUAUGAAUGUGCUCACUGCUGUGCAAUUCGCUAAACCCCACCGAGCUGUGCAGGUUUCAUUCCCAUGCAGGCAGAGCCAAACUUAGUUAUGUAUGAAUGCCUUAUACUUGUACAUUGUUUUGUUUGUGGAGUCAAUGUUGUAAUUGCACUGUUUAUUCUGCACGGUCAUAAAACUCA
This is a messenger RNA of Salarias fasciatus (jewelled blenny), 1909 nucleotides long. It is a transcript of the gene armc6, whose product is annotated as armadillo repeat containing 6. The transcript has 8 exons. Lineage: Eukaryota; Metazoa; Chordata; Actinopteri; Blenniiformes; Blenniidae. The record is from RefSeq and is a predicted model, not a curated record. Gene Ontology annotation, biological process: hematopoietic progenitor cell differentiation. Gene Ontology annotation, molecular function: protein binding. The coding region runs from base 82 to 1488 and encodes 468 amino acids.